Messenger RNA from Chlorella variabilis, 1320 nucleotides. RefSeq lists its product as hypothetical. The record is from RefSeq and is a predicted model, not a curated record. Gene Ontology annotation, biological process: protein ubiquitination. Gene Ontology annotation, molecular function: ubiquitin-protein transferase activity; protein binding. The transcript has 4 exons. The coding region runs from base 1 to 1320 and encodes 439 amino acids. Lineage: Eukaryota; Viridiplantae; Chlorophyta; Trebouxiophyceae; Chlorellales; Chlorellaceae.
AUGGAUGAAGUGGCUUCAGCAGUGGAUCGCAACGACGUGCAACAGCUGCAGACACUACUCAGCCAGCAGCCCAGCCUGCUCACUGAUAGGGACAGCGACGGCCAGACGCUGCUGCACAGGGCAGCAGUUGCAGGCAGCACAGAGUGCCUGCGAGUCUUGCUGGCCGCUGGUGCCUGCACCGAGGUGACCGUCACUGAGGGGGGCGCCACAGCUCUCUUCCUGGCGGCGCGUCAGGGUCACGAGGCCUGCGUGCGAGAGCUGCUGGCGGCGGGGGCAAACACUGAAGCGGCAGCCAAGGAUUGGAAGAGGCCGCUGCAGGCUGCCGCCCUGGAAGGCCACCUGGGCUGCCUGCAGCAGCUGCUGGCGGCAGCAGGGGCGAGCAUGGUGCUGCGGGAUGAGGAAGGCCUCACCCCUCGCAUGCAUGCAAUUAGGAAUAGGAAACUGGAAGCAGCACAGCUGCUGCUGGAGUUGAAGCAGCAGCAGGCGAAAAAGCAGCAGCCAGGUGUGCGCAGCAGCAGGGCCUCAUGCCGGGAGGAGGCUGAAACCCAGGGGACUGCUCCAGCCUCUACGGCUGCUGCCAAGGCUGAGGCUGUCGCUGCCCAGCUGCUGGCAGAGGAGGAGCGCGAGGAGCAGCAGCAAGCGGCCAGGCAGGCGGCCAAGGCCGCCAAGCGGCAGCGACAGAAGGAGCGGCAGCGGCAGCGGGCUGCUGUGCCGGCUGACGAGGCGGGUGAGACUGCCGCAGGCCAGGCUGCGGUGCCAGCGCCAGCUUCUCAGCAGGCAGAAGAUGCAUCAGCUGCAGCUGCAGGCACGUCUACGCCGGCAUCGGUAGGUUCUGAACUGGCAGAGCAGCUCACCCCUGCUAUGCCCGCCACGCCUGCUGCUGCUACUGGCAGCCAGCAGGGCAGCGGCAAGAAGAAGAGCAAGAAGAAGAAGAACACGGGAGGAACGCAAACGGCGGCAGCGCAACCACACUCGCUGGCAGCCGCUGGAAGCGGCGGUGCCACACCCACCCUGGGAGCUGAAGGGGCACCAGCAGAAGGAGCGGCGGCGAUAGCCGGAGGCAGCAGCGGUGUCGACGACGACGAGCUGGCGCUACUGCUGCAGCAGCUGGGAGAGCCGAUGCGUGACCCCGUAGUGGCGGCAGAUGGGCGCACCUACGAAAGAGCUGCCAUCGACGCCUGGAUGGCACGCCAGGCAGCGGCGGGCCAGCCGCCCUGCUCCCCGCUGACCAACCUGCCGCUGGCGAACCUGGUGCUGCAUCCGAGCGUGACCGUGCGCAGCCUGGUGCUGGGACUGCAAGCUGCGGGGCUGCUGGGGUGA